Molecule: messenger RNA, 2550 nt
Organism: Ectocarpus sp. CCAP 1310/34
Lineage: Eukaryota; Phaeophyceae; Ectocarpales; Ectocarpaceae
Source: the annotation of a GenBank genome assembly
GCACCGUGUCUGGCUUUGAGAUGGAGCUCGAUUCCGACGUGGAGGACCUGCUCAUCAUCGAUGAACUACUGAGCGAUGAUGAGGGGUUGCUCACGAAAGAGUUGAAGCGAGGUGCAACACAGGACAACCUUGACGACUGGUUCGAUGGUACAGGGAGGUGGGAUCGCAAGGGUGUACCCCAUGAGAAGCGCUGUUGGAACAAGAAGGCGCACCGCACUCCUUCUGCUACCUUUCGCAGCUGGUUCCGAUGCAGGUGGGAGUCCUUUGAGAGGCGCGAUCUAACCACUGGCGUACCCUAAGGCGAAGGCAUGGUCUUGGCCGAUAGACGCUUUCCUACUUCCACACAUCGAAGUGCCGUCUGCGUGUUCGUCAAUGCGUAUCCAGCUCAUCUACAUUGAAGACCCCAUUCCUUAGGGUUAUUGCACUCUAAAACGAGCCGAAAAAACAUUCUUCGCACCAUCCCAGGGUUAAAAUAUCGAACAUGAUGGCGUACGCCACUACUGUUCCGAUUUUCAAAUUGGUGCUGUCCCAGGCCAGAAAAAAAAACUAUUUCUUUUUUUGCGACCGUUUUUUUGCGACCGUAUUUUUGCGACCUUUUUUUUUUGUGGCCUUUUUUUUGCGACCUUUUUUUUUGCGGCCUUUUCUCCACACACUGAAAACGCUAUCGUUUUUUUCAAUCUUUCUCAAACACGCACCAAACGCUUAUUCCUUGCAGAAGCACCUUCACACACAGCAGUAGGUGCUUCUUUCCAAGUGUCAUCCUCGCUCGUGGAGGUUUCGUUGAGAUAUCACGACCUCCACGGGUCGAUUUGAGCGACCGACCGCCCUUUUCCAGCCCUUUGGACACAAACCCAAGAAUCGAUGCCCACACCCACGUUUUUUGCCACACCUUACCCCGAGACCCUAACCCCAUCUCCUGCUGUACAACUCGCAACGCUCAGUAGUACAUACCAUAAAGGGUGGGCGGGUGAGGUGCUGGGCCCGCGACAGCGCGUGCUCACGGAGUGCGUUCAAACCGCGAGAGCUUGCUGUGGCGGUCAACGAACAAACAAACCGUGAGGAAGACAACCUUCCGCGCUCUCGUCCAAGCGCUAUACGGCACAACGUACGGGUUCAGAGUGAAUGGUACCGGACCGUACAUAGACCCGUGCGAACGAGUGGCAGUUUUUCUGUUUCGUGUAGGCGGGGGGCGAGGGGUGAGGGAGACGGCUGGCCAUUUCGACAUCGCUGAAGGGACGGUUGUCAAGUGGACGAUUGCCAUCGCGCGACUGGUGAAACGUCGUCUGGAGAAGCAGUACGUCAAGUGGCCUGACCGUACGAACAACGCCGCAUAGCGAAGGAGUGGGAGUGGGAGAAGGAAUUAAGGAAGGUCGUAGGGGCCACCGAUGGCAGCCACAUGAGGAUCCCUGGCCCGGACGAAGAUCAGCUGCUCGCGUACUACAACUACAAGAAGUUCUAUUCGAUCAUCCUCCUCGCCAUCGUCGACAACAAGGGCUUCUUCCGGUGGACGUGCUCUGGGUGCCCUGGGGCGUGCGCUGACAGCGGCGUGCUGCAAGGAACAGCCUUGCUCCGACGGGCCCAAGCUGAACUCACGAUGCCGGCGGCGGAGCGCACCUUAUUCGUGGACGACUUCUGCAUCCUUGGCGACUCGGCUUUCUCUGAGAGCCCGUGGAUGUGGACGCCUUACACUAUGCCGGUGACCAGGGCGGAGCGAUACUUCAACUUCAAACAUUCGUCCAUGCGGAUGCGCGUGGAGCACGCGUUUGGAAUGUUGAAGAUGAAGUUCCUGUGUCUACAGCGCGGACUGCUCUUCAAGUUGGAGGACUGCCCGUUGAUCAUCGACACUUGCUGCGUGCUCCACAACUUCUUCAAGAAGCACGAGGGCGCGUGGUCAUCGUACCAGCCGCUCGACGACGCUCCGACGAGGAAUGGGACGGGCAGGGCCGCCGGGGCGGAUCCCGGAGCAUCGGGUAGGGCGGCCGAGACGGCGUACCUCGCGGGCUCCUUCCUACAACGCGACUGGGGAGCACCAGGUUCGAUGGCAGACAGACGCCGCGCUCGGAGGGAGAGCGCCUGGCUUACUGAGGCGCAGGCGUCGUGACAGGUCAAACACGGCCGGACAUCUCACAUGGAGUAAAGAUGGGGGCCUGGGUGGAGGUGUCGGCGAGGAACACAUGGGAUGAGGGGGGAGGUCCGGGCUGUAUAGUUGCCAUCUUGUAACGUUAGGCCCGAGCGUUGUCCCGUAACGAAGUGAAUCUAGGUCAUGUUUGCACAGGGCCGAUGAACAUACCCUGCAUUUGGGAAUUUCUCUUUUUUGUUUUCCUUCACAGUCCUGAGGUAGCACGUUUUUUAUUUUUUUUGAUAAACCGGAGGGGCAAGUGGCGGCGCGUUCGUGGCUCACUAUCGGCAAUUCUUAUCCUUCUCGAUGUCGUGCAAGAUAGCGGUACCCUCCUUCGCUAUGUUAGCGCGGAGCGGCUCGGGACCGAAGUACAAACGGUGGGGAUAAUAACUUGAAAUCAGUUGAAGGUCCUCUGCGUAUGUUUUAGCGUA